This is a messenger RNA of Scophthalmus maximus (turbot), 5907 nucleotides long. RefSeq names its product phosphofurin acidic cluster sorting protein 2. Gene Ontology annotation, biological process: protein localization to plasma membrane. The record is from RefSeq and is a predicted model, not a curated record. The transcript is spliced from 24 exons. Lineage: Eukaryota; Metazoa; Chordata; Actinopteri; Pleuronectiformes; Scophthalmidae. Bases 323 to 3100 code for a protein of 925 amino acids. Gene Ontology annotation, molecular function: transmembrane transporter binding.
UGAACAUGACCAUAGACGAUCGGCGCCUUUAACAUCACCUCGCGUCCGAAUGAUCCCGAAUGGCCGUCACCGGAACCUGGGUCGUUAUGGGUGAACAUGUGAAGCGAUGUAAAACCACGAUCACAGCCAAGAUGUCCCUCCCCAGUGGCGGGGACGCGCUGCCCUCUACCAGCAGCCACUCGACGCCCCGCCCCGCCUGUCAGCAUCUCCGGGCGGCACAGAGGAGCCGGGAGUCCGCAGGAGCAGGCAGCACGCAGUCCAGCGGCGCCCGCGUUCGUCCGACACUCAGCCAGAGCCGCUCCCGCAGGCACUGGAGCUGACGAUGGCGGCGGCUGUAGAGCGAGGAGGCGUCCGGGCCGCCUUCCUGAACCCGAGCAGCGGCGGCGGCGGUGGACCGGCGCCGACGAGCCUCCCGACCGGAGCGUUAGCCGCGGCUGUGGUCCUGGGCUCGGGCUCGGGCUCGGGCUCCGGCGGCAUGCCCGUACCCAUGAACCUCUUCGCGACCUGGGAGGUGGACCGAUCGUCCCCGAGCUGCGUGCCGAGGCUCUGCAGCCUCACGCUGAAAAAGCUGGUCGUCCUCAAAGAACUGGAUAAAGAGCUGAACUCCCUGUCUAUAGCGGUCAAAAUACAGGGCUCUAAGCGUCUUCUCAGAUCAAAUGAGUACAUCCUCCCACCCAGCGGACUGAUGGAGACAGAUCUGGAGCUCACAUUCUCACUACAGUACCCUCAUUUUCUGAAGAGGGACGCCAACAGACUGCAGAUCAUGCUGCAGAGGAGGAAACGCUACAAGAAUCGAACCAUCCUGGGCUACAAAACUUUGGCUGUGGGAGUUAUCAAUAUGGCUGAGGUGAUGCAACACCCAACAGACGGAGGACAGAUUCUGGGUCUCCAUAGCAACGUGAAGGAGGCGCCAGUGCGCGUGGCGGAGAUCAGCGUGUACUCUCUGUCCAGCCAGCCCAUCGACCACGAGGACGGUAGCGGCCAGGCUGGCCGCAAGACCAAAACCUCAGACCGCUCCCCAGACAUGGAUAAUUAUUCUGAGGAGGACGAUGACAGCUACUCUUCAGAGCAAGAAGCCAGUGAUGACGCAGUUCAUGGCCAGGAUCUUUAUGAUGAAGACGAUGAGGUCAGGAAGCCCAAGAAGGCCCGGAGGAAAAUGAUCCGAACCACCUCAAUGACCAGGCAACCUAACUUCAAGCAGAAGUUUGUGGCUUUGCUGAAGAGGUUCAAGGUGACCGAUGAGGUCCUGGACUCUGACCCAGUGGACCAGACCCAGGAGGUGGAGGAGGACCUGGACUUACUCUACGACAGUCUUGAGGUGUACAACCAGAGCGACAGCGGGCCAGAGAUGGAGGACAACGAGAGUGUCCUGAGCACACCAAAGCCUAAACUCAAGCCGUUUUUUGAGGGCAUGUCUCACUCCAGCUCUCAGACAGAAAUUGGAAGCAUACACAGCCAAAAGAGCCAGCAGAGAGAGCUGUCAUAUGCUAGUGGAGACUUUCUGACUGUGGAAAGGUGUAAAGUGCAAGGGGCUCGGUAUCAAGAUGACAGUGUCGCAGAAGCAACUGUUGGGGAGCCCGAGACUGACGACAACGGGCCGGUGCCGGGGCCGGGGGAGGUGAGCAGCUGGGAUGUCAACACUGAACGGGUUACCAGCACUGUUGGCAAGCUCUGCAAGACGGAGUCCCAAAACCACAUGUCUCCAAGUAAAGUGGAGAACAAGCUGCAGAGGCGUCCUCGCAGCACCUCCAUGAAAGACAGACAGAACUCCAAGGCGCAGAGCGACAGGACCAGCAGCAUGGAGAGCGAGUGCUCCCCAGACUCACGACUCAUGGCACAGGUUCCCAGGAAGUCUGUGUACGACCAACUGAACCAGAUCCUCAUCUCUGAUGAACGCCUUCCAGAGAGCAUCAUUCUCAUCAACACCAUGGAAUGGCAAGGACAGUAUGUAGCUGAGUUGCUCCAUGAACAGGCCCAGCCCAUUGUGUCCACCUGCUCUGCUGCCGAUGUUCAGGCUGCCUUCAACACCAUCGUAACUCGCAUCCAGAGAUUCUGUAACUGCAACGCACAGACGCCGCCGACGAUGAAGGUGGCGGUGGCUGGCGACCAGAGUUACCUGAGCACCAUCCUGAGGUUCUUUGUGGAGCAGCUGGCCAACAAGACACCUGACUGGCUCAGUUACAUACGCUUCCUGGUGAUCCCCAUAGGUUCUCAUCCUCUGGCAAAGUACGUGGCCUCGUUUGACAGCAGGUUCAACAGCAUCUUUAUGGACACUGCGUGGAGGGAGCUGUUCUGCAGGACAGAACGGCCAGCCUCAGAUAACAUAGAUGUAGCAGGACGAGUCGUUCAGUAUCUGGCCGGUGCCAACGUGUCCCACCAGUUCCCCAUCUCAGAAGCCAUGCUCACCUACAAACAGAAGAGCCCCGAUGAGGACUCCUGUCAGAAAUUUGUGCCAUUUAUUGGGGUUGUGAAAGUUGGGAUUGUGGAGCAGAGUCUCUCGACCUCAGUGGACUCAGAUGAUGCGAUGGGAGGCAACACAAGCAUCCUGUCCUCCCCAACGCCCCCAUCGGCUGGUCUGUAUGGGAAAGAGAUCGGGGGCACUCCCCCACAGUCUCCCUCCGUGUCCACCGCCCUGUCUGGAGCUGGUUCUCCGUGUUCGGGCAAUGAGGUCAUGGGGCUCCAGGUGGACUACUGGACGUGGCAAGGCCCGGAGAAGAAGAAGGAAGGUGAGAAGAGAGACGUGGGACUGAAGAACACCCUGAAGAGUAAUUUCCGUUCACUGCAAGUCAGCCGCCUCCCCUGUGGAGGGGAGCUCACCCCGCCACCCAGCAUGGCCAUGACUGUUGUUACCAAGGAGAAGAACAAGAAAGUGAUUUUCCUCAGCAAAAAGCCCAAGGAGAAAGAGCUGGACUCUAAGAGCCAAGUGAUCGAUGGGAUCAGCAGGUUGAUCUGCACAGCCAAGCACCAGCACACGAUGCUGAGAGUCACCAUUGAUGGAGUGGAGUGGAAUGAUGUGAAGUUUUUCCAGCUUGCUGCCCAGUGGCCGACGCACGUCAAGCACUUCCCGGUGGGAAUCUUUGGUUACACAAAGCCCGUGUGACCCCGGCCGCCGCCGCCUCAUCGACCACCGCCAGACUCUUCGCACUUGUCUCACCGAGAGGCUGCAGAGCAUCAGAGGAAAAGCCAACUGGCCCCUGGCAGUAAUAGUUUUCCUGUGGAAAUCUUACUGACUCAUAACCGUGUUCAAUACACAAUUUCAUGUUGUCGAUUGGAUGUUUUCGAUGUCGUUGGGUGUUGUUGUUGUUUUUUACACACUACAGAAAGAACAAUUACUAUUUUGUAAGAUUUGUGCUACCGCCUCGGAGGUAUUUUGAGGUUUCUGACAAUUUGCCACAUUUCGAUAAUGGCAGCUGUGUUUGCACUUUGUUUUUGUUAACAUUUUAUUAUUUCUGUGAAAUCCUACAUUUAUUGUUACUCUAUAGACAAUGGAGGAGUGUGGUGGUGAUGUGCAGUGGCGUGCGUGAGAUUGUUUGUGUUUGUUGUUGAAAGUUGGAAAAUUGCUGUGAACCUAGAUGGAAUCCUUCUCUUCUAACUCAGUGCUCCGUUUUCUUACUCGUCCCUUUACUUUCUCAAAAAGGUCAAUUUUUAUAGAAAGGAACAUAAUAUUCUUUUUUUUGUCUCGUUGCUUUUAAGCACACUGUACCUAAAGCAAAUCAAAAAAACAAACAAAAAAACAACUUGAGCAAUGUAUUUUUGAAGGUAGCUAUAAUGAAUGUAGCUAUGACACAUUUGUAACACCUAAGCAGCUCAUCAAAUGAUUUCAUUAAUGUCAGUACUGGAGGUUUUGUAUCGAUGUUAGUAUACAUUUGGACUGUGCAGUAACUUAAGAAGCAAGGUAACGUGACACACAAACAACAUAUUUCAACUCCCAACAGCUGAAUGCCAAAUUUAGUUGCGACUGUCUGAAUUGUCUUAUUGUUUCAAGGUCCUGAAUAUUUUUUCGCACACUCCCCGUGUCGUAAUGUGGCUUUUCUUGGAGUAUAUUCAAGAUGUGUGGCAGCGUUUCUUUCAUGGCCGCCCCCGUGUUUCAGCUCCCCUGAGAAGACGACUCGCAGACCUGCAGGAACUUAGUAAAUAUUGGAUUCCUCCAGAUGUGCAGUGAUGUGCCAAAGUCAAAUUUGUUUUACAGUGUAACCACCAGAGCUCUUGGCUCGGCCAAUCCUUAUUGUUUGUUCAACUUAAAACUAAUAUAUAAUGUACUUGUGGUCCCCAUGGAGAUCAGUAUUAAGAUUACUGAGUUGAUUUAAAAAAAUAGAGAUAAAUCAAAUUAUCAGAUUAUUGCUCUACAUUUGGCCAAAUGUAAACUCAUGACACUUCCUAACCAACCAUUGUGCCCUGUAACACUGGUUCAUCAAGGCCGGACACGCACCGGAAACCGACCCUGUAACUGAUGCGGAUGGCUCGGUCGGGUCAUUCAGUAUAAUUGUGUUAUUGGUGAAUCUCUAAUAAGAAUGAGUUGGUCUGAUUUGAAACACGCUGCAAGUAUAUUUUGAAAUAUAAUGAAAAGUGUACGGAGUCUGGCCAGAUGUCCAAGUCACUGCCUGUGGGGGCGGGGGGGUGUGUGUGUAUGCGUCUGUGUCUGUGUAGGUGUACUAUUUGUUCGAUGGUACUCCCUGAAUAGUGUUGUGUGGAAUUCCAUUGCAAGAGGAAACUUAGGACGAAGGGCCUUCUGUAUGAGUGUGUUUUUUUUAUAGUGAAGACUUACAAGCUUUGAUAGGCUGGCUUUUUUUUUUUAAGCAUUGUAUAUAAGUAUAUACAAGAUGUACUAUUGUGAAUUGCAACCCCCCUCCCCCCUCCACUAAAUUGAAAGCACAACUAGCUGACCUUUAUUUCUUGACAUAAAUACCAAAUAUAUAUACAGAACUCAUGACUAUGAAGUAGUUGACUUGUACAAUGCGAACACUAGUAGGUAUGUCAUUGCUCAUACAGUUCCCUCACGUUGUAAUGCACUUUCAUGUGGUUUGAGACACAUUUUAGCUCAAAUUGGGACACACUUUGGUUCUGAGGUGGUGUUAGAGGUGUUAUGAAAUGUAAACCACUACCUGUAGUCAAGAGAAGGCCUUUGAUUUUAAAAAAUUAUCCUUUUUUAAAAAAUUUUCAUGAGGAUGUUGUUUAUGUUGAUGGUUCUCAAAACCCUCCGGGGUCUGGAAAAGCAUCUCGGCCGUCUGUUACAUAAUGAAUUUUGCCACUUGAUGUUGAAGAGCUUAUUUUGCAGCUGCCAUCAUACCUGUCUGCCCGCGACGAUACAGUCAAAUUUUCUUGUAUCCUGCCUUUUUUUUUUUUUUUUUAAGGGUUCACCGUCUCCUCUCAGUCAGGGGACCAGGUAACCCCAACAUAUUCUUAAUCUCGGGCAGUGAAGUGUUUGCCAGGGCAGAGUUGUUUGAGGGAAUUUGUCAUGUGACUUAGCCGUUUAAAUACUGAAUUGGCUGAAUGACAAAAGGAUUUCAAUGUAUCUGACCUCAAGGUUGUUGGUUUUUUUGCCCUAAAUCUAGAGAUAGCAUGGGGGUGUUUUACAAGGCUGGAUCAAUGAGCAGGCAUGUUCACUUUUUCACCGUAAUUAAGCACUGCAAAAAGAAAAUUUAACAUCCGCGUUAAUGUUGUUCAACGAUGGUCAAACGACAUGCCAUCUCAUUGCUCCGGUGACUUGAAGUGCCACCCAGUGUCUUUGCACAAACCCUAUUUUAAAUGACAUGACAGUAUUUUUAAAUUUACCACUAAAAAUAUGGGUUACUCUGCAUGUUUUACUAUAGAUGUAAAUAUGUUUUGGAUUUUUAUAUCGUUUUGUUUCUUUCCAUGCUCUCACAAGCAGUUGUGUUUAAUAAAAUUUUUAAUCUUCUGUACAAAAAA